Messenger RNA from Lachancea mirantina, 1866 nucleotides. NCBI's taxonomy places the organism in Eukaryota, Fungi, Ascomycota, Saccharomycetes, Saccharomycetales, Saccharomycetaceae. The record is from the annotation of a GenBank genome assembly.
AUGGCGGACGUCGAAAAGAGGAGUCCAUACCUCCAACGGCUGCAUAGCUGUGGUAAGCUUGACGAUAGAAACUCUGUGCUGGAAAGGCAGCUAACUGAGAAUGAGGUAAACAAAUCAGGUUCCGUCGACAAACUAGCCUCGACCAGAAAAAUUGUAGUUCGCAAGGCUGAGCUCAUGGCAAAACAAUAUGACACAUGGUAUUUGAAGGCAUUGUUUCUAUUCACGGCGUUCUUCUGUUCUUUUGCGUAUGGACUUGACAGCAUCAUCAGAGAUAUUUACAUGUCGUAUGCGCUGAACGACUAUGAAACACAAGCGCUCGUGUCGACGGUCAACGUAAUCAGUCUAGUCAUUUCUGCAGUCGGACAAAUUUUUUUCGCUGCUCUAUCUGAUAUUUUUGGUAGACUGUCAUUGUUUAUCGUGUCAAUUGUGUUUUACGUUGUGGGUACUGUCAUUCAAUCUCAAGCAUAUGAUGUUCAAAGAUACGCUGCAGGCUCAAUAUUUUACAACAUUGGACUCAUUGGUGCGUUAUUUCAAGUUGGAAUAAUUUUGUCAGAUGUUUCUUCAUUGAAGUGGAGACUUUUUUACAAUUUCGUUCCAGCCUGGCCGGCACUUGUCACCGUAUGGAUUUCAGGUAAUGUUAUACAAGUUGCUAACCCAUUAGAGCACUGGUCCUGGGGUAUUGCAAUGUGGGCCUUCAUUUUUCCGGCUUGUUGUAUUCCAAUGAUAGGCUGCAUGCUUCACAUGAGGUGGAAAGUUAGAAAUGAUCCCGAGUGGAUUGAGCUGCGUAAGGAAAAGUCGUACAUCCAGUCUCACGGUUUUGCACAAUUUCUUGUUGAGCUUUUUUGGCAGCUUGAUGUUGUAGGUGUUCUCCUUCUUACGGCCUCUACUGGAUGCAUUCUGGUUCCAUUAACAGUUGCUGGUGGUACAACUACGCAAUGGCGAACUGGCAAAAUUUUAGGCCCGUUUAUACUUGGUUUUGUCCUAAUUCCAUUCUUUGUGAUCUGGGAAGCCAAACUGUCACUGGUACCGCUAGCUCCGUUCAAGAUGUUGAGAGAUCGUGGAAUCUGGGCUCCUCUUUCUAUUAAUUUUUUGAUUGCAUUCAUUUAUUCGAUGGCUGCCGGUUAUCUUUAUAAUCUUCUGUUGGUGGCUUCUAACGAAACCGAUCUUGCAGCAACCAGAAUUGUGAGUCUUUACAGCUUCUCGGCGGCUAUUUGUUCACCAUUCGUGGGCAUAGCCGUAGCACGGUUUUCAAGGAUGAAACCAUUUGCUAUCGUAGGCUGCUCUCUUUAUUUCGUUACUAUGGCUCUCUUCUAUCACUACAGGGGUGGCGUCGAUAGUGGUAAAGGCAUAAUUGGGGCAAUGGUAAUAUGGGGUAUUACGAGUUGUUUUUACGAUUACCCUAUCAGUAUUAUAAUGCAAACUGUGACCUCUCAUGAACUGAUGGCAAAUGUAACGGCAUUGAAUUUGGCAAUUUUUAGAAUUGGUGGGGCCGUUGGGGCGGCCGUCUCGGGUGCGAUUUGGACCCAAAUAUUAUAUCCUCAGUUGCUCAAGGCCCUUGGAGAUCCAACCAUAGCUGAGUCGGCAUACAAUUCGCCCCUAAGCUUUAUUCUCGAAUAUGAAUGGGGCUCCCCUGUAAGAGAGGCGACAGUCGAAGCUUACAGGCACGUUCAAAAAUAUGAAGUUUUGGUGGGUCUCAUUUUUGUCGCGCCUAUGUUCAUCUUCACCUUCUUCUUGAGGGAUCCUAAAUUGACUGAUGAACACGGACAAACAUUGGAUAAAGAUGAAUAUGUAAAGGAAAACGAUGACCCUAUUACCGAAUGGAUCAUCAAACAUAUUUGGGGUUUUAGAAAAAGGCCUCUCGAUUGA